Trichechus manatus latirostris (Florida manatee) is the source of this 2855-nucleotide messenger RNA. RefSeq names its product phosphorylated CTD interacting factor 1 (gene PCIF1). The record is from RefSeq and is a predicted model, not a curated record. The transcript has 15 exons. Gene Ontology annotation, cellular component: nucleus. Gene Ontology annotation, molecular function: RNA polymerase II C-terminal domain binding; mRNA (2'-O-methyladenosine-N6-)-methyltransferase activity. Bases 156 to 2603 code for a protein of 815 amino acids. Lineage: Eukaryota; Metazoa; Chordata; Mammalia; Sirenia; Trichechidae.
CCACUGCUGACCAGCCCAGUCACCUGUGCUGAGCCUUCCUGCAGGCCUCCUUUCUGCCUCUGUGGGACCCUGUGACGGGGGGUCCAUCCGGCCAGAGAAGAAAACCCUCUCAUGCUAGUACUGCAGACCCCAGAGGGUCCCUUGUGGGUGCUGAGAUGGCCAAUGAGAAUCACGGCAGCCCCCGGGAGGAAGCGUCCCUGCUGAGUCACUCCCCAGGCACCUCCAAUCAGAGCCAGCCCUGUUCUCCAAAGCCCAUCCGCCUGGUGCAGGACCUCCCAGAGGAGCUGGUGCACGCUGGCUGGGAGAAGUGCUGGAGCAGGAGGGAGAACCGUCCCUACUACUUCAACCGAUUCACCAACCAGUCCCUGUGGGAGAUGCCCGUGCUGGGCCAGCACGACGUAAUUGUGAGUGCCAGCCUCAGGCGGGUCUCCGGGCAGCCUGGGGGCUUCCCCAAAUGUGCCCUGAGCCGUUAUUACACCCUCAGUCCUGGGCCACCCUGGGCCAGGACCUGGGGAUACGACGACGAGCAAGACAGAUACAGUUCUCGUCCUCAUGGAACCUACACUCAAACGGGACUGACGAGUAAACACAGUUAUAAUAAUAGUGAUACUGAACUUCUGCUUCCUGGUGGGCACUGGGCCAGUGACACAAUCUCGGACCCUUUGGGGCUGAAUGCAACCCCACUGCCCCAAGACUCGAGCUUGGUGGAAAAUCCCCCAGCUGAGAACAAGGCCCGAAAGCGGCAGCUCUCGGAAGAACAGCCAAGCGGCAAUGGUGUGAAGAAGCCCAAGAUUGAAAUCCCUGCAACACCCAUAAGCCAGUCAGUGCCGAGCUCCCCCAGUGUGCCAGGAACCCCAACGCUGAAGAUUUGGGGUGCAUCCCCUGAAGAUAAACAGCAGGCAGCUCUCCUCCGACCCACUGAGGUGUACUGGGAUCUGGACAUCCAGACCAAUGCUGUCAUCAAGCACCGGGGGCCUUCAGAGGUGCUGCCCCCACACCCCGAGGUGGAACUGCUCCGCUCCCAGCUCAUCCUAAAGCUCCGGCAGCACUACCGGGAGCUGUGCCAGCAGCGAGAGGGCAUUGAACCUCCCCGGGAAUCUUUCAACCGCUGGAUGCUGGAGCGCAAGGUGGUGGACAAAGGAUCAGACCCCCUGUUGCCAAGCAACUGUGAACCAGUCGUGUCGCCUUCCAUGUUUCGUGAAAUCAUGAAUGACAUUCCCAUCAGGUUAUCCCGAAUCAAGUUCCGGGAGGAAGCCAAACGCCUGCUCUUUAAGUAUGCAGAGGCUGCCAGGCGGCUCAUCGAGUCCAGGAGUGCGUCCCCUGACAGCAGGAAGGUGGUCAAGUGGAACGUGGAAGACACCUUCAGCUGGCUGCGGAAGGACCACUCGGCCUCCAAGGAGGACUACAUGGACCGCCUGGAGCACCUGCGGAGGCAGUGCGGCCCUCAUGUCUCAGCUGCGGCCAAGGACUCUGUGGAAGGCAUCUGCAGCAAGAUCUACCAUAUCUCCCUGGAGUACGUCAAACGGAUCCGUGAGAAGCACCUUGCCAUCCUCAAGGAAAACAACAUCCCAGAGGAGGUGGAGGCCCCCGAGGUGGAGCCCCGCCUCGUGUACUGCUACCCAGUACGGCUGGCCGUGUCUGCACCCCCCAUGCCCAGCGUGGAGAUGCACAUGGAGAACAACGUGGUCUGCAUACGGUAUAAGGGCGAGAUGGUCAAGGUCAGCCGCAACUACUUCAGCAAGCUGUGGCUCCUUUAUCGCUACAGCUGCAUUGAUGACUCUGCCUUUGAGAAGUUUCUGCCCCGGGUAUGGUGUCUUCUCCGACGGUACCAGAUGAUGUUUGGCGUGGGCCUCUACGAGGGGACGGGCCUGCAGGGCUCACUGCCUGUGCACGUCUUUGAGGCCCUCCACCGGCUCUUCGGCGUCAGCUUUGAGUGCUUUGCCUCACCCCUCAACUGCUACUUUCGCCAGUACUGCUCUGCCUUCCCCGACACAGACGGCUACUUCGGCUCCCGCGGGCCCUGCCUGGACUUCUCCCCACUGAGUGGCUCCUUUGAGGCCAACCCGCCGUUCUGCGAGGAGCUCAUGGACGCCACAGUCUCUCACUUUGAGAAACUGCUUGAGAGCUCCCUGGAGCCCUUGUCCUUCAUCGUCUUCAUCCCUGAGUGGCGGGAACCCCCAACACCGGCGCUCACCCGCAUGGAGCAGAGCCGCUUCAAACGCCACCAGCUGGUCCUGCCUGCCUUCGAGCAUGAGUACCGCAGCGGCUCCCAGCACAUUUGCAAGAAGUGGGUGCCUAGGGAAGGCAGGGGUCAGAGGGAUGGGCUGGCCCCCAGGCGAGCCCGCCCUGAGCGCUGCCUUUGCCCCCACAGGGAGGAAAUGCACUACAAGGCGGUCCACAACACAGCCGUGCUCUUCCUGCAGAACGAGCCCGGCUUUGCCAAGUGGGGGCCAACACCCGAGCGGCUGCAGGAGCUGAGCGCAGCCUACCGGCAGUCGGGCCGCAGCCACAGCUCCAGCUCCUCUUCGUCGUCCUCCUUGGAGGCCAAGGACCGGGACUCGGGCCGCGAGCAGGGCCCUAGCCACGAGCCUCACCCCACUUAGCACACCAUGCGGGGAGGAGGAGCCUGGGGUGCUGGUAUGGACUGCUGGGACUCAGGCCUCUUGGGGCUGAGCGGACCCCAGGGCCCUCCCCCUGAGGUGGCAGCGGGACUCAGGCUGCCAACGACAUAGGAAGAUUAUGGUUUUGCCAGGGCUCCCCUCCCUGCCCCGUCCCCCAACGCCACACCUCGAACUCACUCCAAAUCCCUUGUAAAUAGGCCCUGAUGCCUUCCUCUCCCAUGCCCCAGCCCUCCU